UCGUUUGUAAAGUUGCCGCUAUAUAAAGGGAGCUUGCGGGUAGUUUGAAUUUAUUUUUGUUUCUGGACGUUAGUUUGAAUAGUUUUUGUUUAAAAGACUGUAGACAAUCAUCAUGAGAAACAAACAUAUGAAUCCAGAUUUGGUAAAGCUGGCUGAAAAGUAUAACGUCAACAAGAUGAUUUGUCGCAAAUGCUAUGCAAGGCUUCCUCCGAAAGCCACAAAUUGCCGCAAAAAAAAAUGCGGUCACAGUAAUGAUCUGAGACCGAAGAAACCCUUGCCCUUAGAUAAAUCCUAGAGGAAAAAUGCUUAUGACUGAUUCUGGAUAAUCGUAUAAAACAGCGUGUGAAGAUGGAGUUUAUUGAAAAUUCAAAGAAUCAAGAUUUUCAGAGAGAAUAAUUGUUUGAUAAUAAUUAUUCUAGUAAUACAUCUUUCUCAUAAUCUCUGAUACAAUUAUUAAUUAUAUUCAAGUGUCUGUUUGGAUCAUCUAGAUAAUUAGUUGUACUUGUUUUUCUUUAUCUGGGGUUAAUUUUUGUUCAAAUAAAUAAAAUUUCAAAAAAGAUUCACCAACUAAUUUAACCCAUUAGAAGGUUUUUCAAAUUUCCAUGAGGUUAGCAAGAAGUACUUUUGCAUCUUCUUAAUAAUAACUGAUCAAUUUUGAAAUAUCUAAAUUAGUUAUAAUGCCGUAUUCUAUUCAUGUUUUAUUAAAGAAGUACCUACCUACUGACCAUUUUUGAAUAAAGUUGAAAAAGUUCAUUUUUGUGCUAAAGUGAAGAUAAAGAAACUUAAAAUUUUCAUAAUUAGUUUUCCCAAAAGUGAAAUUUGAACAAGAAAAUUAUGGAAAUUCUAUUUCAUGCUCUUUCAAAUUUGGAAUCUUUACCGAAAAGUAAACUUCAACUUUUCUUACAUAAAUUUGUUCUUGUAGAGAUGUUUGAUUUUUUAUUGGAGAAACUCAAUAACCAUAGAAAUCCUUUGUCUAAAUUAAAUUUGAACCAGUAGAGAAGCGGUAAUUUAUGAACCUUGUAGAAUUUGAAUUGAGAUAGAGUGGCUGUAAACAGGGUAGAUACCAUGCAGUUUCAAAUUAGUAGAGCCAGAAUUCAUUUGGAGAAGCUAAAAAAAAGCUUAGAAUCAGGUCUUCUAGACUCCUAAAAUUGAAGUUAAGUUAGAUGAUUUACUAAGUAUUUUAAAUAAAUAUAAAACUCUGGUUUCUAUCCAUUUUAAAGUUGAAGUUCUUACCAAAAAGCUAAUUGUUGAAUCAGUUUUUGGUAAGGCCUAAAUUCAACUUGAGAAGCUCAAAAAUCUUUCAACUAGCUCUCUUAGAAAUUAGAGCUUAAAAACCCGUUUCUGGCUCUACAAGAGUCAAAAUUGACCCAAACAACUGUAAAACUCUAAUUUAUCUUUAUUCUAGAGCUGAAGGCAAACUAAAGAAGUUGAACAGGUUCAUAGAUUUGAAAUUCGAUUAGAAAAGUUUAAAAAUCUUAUUCCUGGCUGUACUGGAAUCAAAAUUGAAUAAGAGACUUCUACAAGUUGAUUUUUGAAAAAUCCUAUUCCCGGGUCUAGUACAGCCAAGAUUAAACUAAAAUGAGCAUAAAACUUUUAAUUUCUGACUAACCUAGAGUUCAGAUAUGGGCACCAAAAUGCAUAAUACAUUUUAUAUUACGCAUGCAUCAUAAUCAACGAUUUAUCGCACGCUGCGGC
Messenger RNA from Ceutorhynchus assimilis (cabbage seed weevil), 1695 nucleotides. The record is from the annotation of a GenBank genome assembly. Lineage: Eukaryota; Metazoa; Arthropoda; Insecta; Coleoptera; Curculionidae.